Molecule: messenger RNA, 1342 nt
Organism: Marmota flaviventris (yellow-bellied marmot)
Lineage: Eukaryota; Metazoa; Chordata; Mammalia; Rodentia; Sciuridae
Source: RefSeq, a predicted model, not a curated record
UGCUGGGAUCAAACCCAUCACCUUAUGUGUGACAGGCAAGUGCUGCUCCGCUGAGCUGCGUCCCCAGCCCUCUGCCUGGAACUUCCUUUGCCGGCUCCAGUGGAGGAUGUUCGCAGCUCCCUCCUCCUAUAUAGCACUGCUGCAUCUACCUUUCACCAGCCUCCAUGAAACUUCAUCCCACAAUUUGGACUUAUGCACAUUAAGCAUUCCCAGAUGUUUGAGAAAUAACGACAACGUAUACAAGGAUGGAGAUGUGGUGGUUGGCGGGUUCUUUCCACUUUCCACAUUUCAGUACAAGCUGGACAACGAAUUGACAGGCGAGUCCAUUUAUUUCCUGCGGUUGCAACCCAAGAACUACCAGUAUGUCCUGGCAUUGGUUUUUGCCAUUGAGGAGAUCAACAGGAACCCCCAUCUUUUACCCAACAUGUCUCUGGGAUAUGAGUUUCAUAAUGUCGUGCACAACCAUCGGUUGACCAUGAAGAGCACCCUCAUUUGGGUCACAGGGCUGGGAAUGGCCAUCCCUAAUUACACCUAUAGGAAAGAAAGCAAGUCAGUUGCAUUACUUACAGGAACACUAUGGACAUCUUCUGCCCAAGUUGGGACCCUGUUGGAGCUCUACAAAUUUCCACAGCUCACCUUUGGGCCUUUUGAACCCAUCCUGAGUGAAAAUGGCCAGUCCUUCUAUCAGAUGGCCCCCAAGGACACAUCUCUGGCCCUUGGCAUGGUGUCCUUGAUGGUUCAUUUCAGCUGGAACUGGGUGGGACUGGUCAUCUCAGAGGAUGAGAAAGGCAUCCGUUUUCUCUCAGACUUGAGAGGCGAGAUGGACAGGAAUGGAGUCUGCAUGGCCUUUGUGAAUAUGAUCCCAUCCAGUGUGUCAUUAUACCUAAAAAGGCCUUACUUGUAUUAUAACCGGUUAAUGACUUCAACAGCAAAUGUUGUUAUCAUUUUUGGUGAUAUGGACUCUUCCCUGAGCAUGAGCUUUAGAACGUGGGACUAUCUGGACACUUGGAAAAUCUGGGUCACCACCUCCCAAUUGGAUGUAACGACAAGUGAGAGCCAUUUCAUCCUGGACCCAUUCCAUGGCGCACUCAUUUUUUCUCAACACCAUGGGGAGAUUUCUGGUUUGAAACAUUUUAUCCAGACAGCGAAUCCUGCCAAAUACCCAGAGGACACAUACCUUGCUAGGUUGUGGUGGAUGCAUUUUAACUGCUCAGUCUCAAAGUCUGAAUGUAAAACAUUGGAGAGCUGUUCUUCCAAAGGCUCCUUGGCAUGGUUACCACGGCACCAUUUUGACAUGGCCGUGAGUGACGGGAGUUACAACAUAUACAAUGCUGUCUAUGCC